CGUAGCAGGAGGAGGCAGGCAGCACACGGCGGAGCCCCGAGGGCAGAGCCUGCCCCCCUGUGAGCGCAGGACGCCCGGAGCUGGGGGGUCCCUCGGCACGGACACGCCGGAGGGCAGCGCCCGGGACAGCACCGAGCCUGCAGGGCGCAGCGGGCGGCCAUGAGGAAGCAGCAGAAGAAAAGCAAAGGGGAGCCCAAAUCCGGCCCGGAGGAGGAAUCCCACACUUGUUGUGGCUGCCGGUUCCCGCUGCUGUUUGCUUUCUUGCAGCUGGCAUUGGGCACCGCUGUCACGGUGCUGGGCUUCCUGAUGGCAGGCAUCAGCUCCUCUCUGCCAGUCAGAGACACUCCGUACUGGGCUGGGAUCCUUGUCUGUGUGGUGUCCUUGGUGGGAUUUGUGAUGCUUUGUACUUCCUACCAGCCUGAGGAGAAGACGUGCCUGCAGUUCACAGUCAAGCUGAUGUACUUCAUCCUGAGUGCCCUGGCUCUGGUUGCCUGUGUUUUGGCCGUGGCUUUUGCUGCACACCACUAUGUGCAGAUGACCAAAUUCACCUGUGACAGCCUCCUCGAGUCCUGCCACUGCAAGCUGGACAUGGAAGACCCUCUUGGGAGGACCUUCGUCUACCAGGACGCCACUGACUGCGGCAGCCUCACCAGCAUGCUCAGCCUCUACUUGCUGCUGCAGAUGGGCCUCAACCUGGCAGCAGCCCUGGUGUGCCUGGCAGCCUGCUUCGUGGUGUGGAAGCACAGGUACCAGGUCUUCUAUGUGGGCGUUCGGUUCUACCCCCUGGCUGCUGCCGAGGGCCAGCAGCAGAAAGCAUAGGGGCUGGGAUGGGCUGGGGGGGCUGCAGCCAGGCAUGGGGAGAUGUCUGCAGGGCUGCCACCACACACACCACCAAGGGAUGAGUGCUGGUAAGGGCUCUGACAGGAGAAAGCAUUCUCACUUUUAAUGAAGAGAUUUGGUAUAGUUUGAAGAGCACUUCAUGUGGCUGCUCCUGUGAGAUGAGGCAGAGGUCACAAAGCCUAAAGAUGCAGCUGCACAAAUACUCGCAGGGAGGAUCCUGAAUAGCCACAGACAAAAUG
Dryobates pubescens (Downy woodpecker) is the source of this 1079-nucleotide messenger RNA. It is a transcript of the gene SSPN, whose product is annotated as sarcospan. Gene Ontology annotation, cellular component: dystrophin-associated glycoprotein complex; sarcolemma. The record is from RefSeq and is a predicted model, not a curated record. The transcript is spliced from 3 exons. Bases 160 to 819 code for a protein of 219 amino acids. Lineage: Eukaryota; Metazoa; Chordata; Aves; Piciformes; Picidae.